Molecule: messenger RNA, 1668 nt
Organism: Cheilinus undulatus (humphead wrasse)
Lineage: Eukaryota; Metazoa; Chordata; Actinopteri; Labriformes; Labridae
Exons: 2
Coding region: 117-1187 (356 amino acids)
Biological process (GO): G protein-coupled receptor signaling pathway
Cellular component (GO): membrane
Molecular function (GO): G protein-coupled receptor activity
Source: RefSeq, a predicted model, not a curated record
AGUGGGAGAGGACCAUGCGGCGCACAAACUUUACUUCCCAUAACCACUAUCAACUUCUUCAUCAUCAUCAUCAUCAUCAUUAUUCGAUAAAUCCAUCCAAACCCAGAUGAGGAAUCAUGCCAGCCAACAACACCACUUUGUUCACGGAGGUCUGGGAGUACACCUGCGUGCGUUUUUACGUCUCCACCGUCUCCUUCUCAUUGCUGCUCUUCUUCAACCUCAUCAUCAACUGGACUAUUGUGCGCGUGGAGCAGCUGAGGAGCCACGCGCGCUUUGUGUUCGUCUUCCACCUGCUGGUGUCCGCCAUGGUCUACAUGGGUAUGAGCAGCAUCUUCUACUACCAGAUCCACCUGCAAGCGCGCCCCGGCCGAUCCGCGUGCCUGGCUAUGAUCACCGUCCUGAUCAGCAGCGCCUCAAACAUCCUGCUGACGCUCACGGCGAUGGCUCUGGACAGAUACUGCGCCGUGUGUCACCCCAUGCGCUACACCUCCACGUGCACCGCGGCGUACUGGCCCUGGCUGCUGGGAGUCCUCACCUGGAUCAUUGCUUUGAUCAUCCCUGUGAACAUCCUCCACCCGGAGUCUCAGGUGGGCUAUAACGGGGAGUGUGGCCGGGAGCAGCUGAGGAAAGGUGAGCUACAGAAGAUCCUCUUCAUCGCUUUGUGCACGCUGCUCAUCCUGUACAGCUACGUGAGGAUAUUUGUGGAGGGACGGAGGUUAGGGGUGCUCAACCGGCGGAACAGAACCGGCUGUAGGACCAUCGCUCUGCACGGGAGCCAGCUAGCUGUUUACAUCCUGCCAAACUUUGUCAUCUUUAUUCUGAGCGUGCUGAACAAACAGAAGCUCAUCAAACUUGAGACUAAAGAGCUGUCAGCCGUCGUUGUCUUUGCUUUCUUCAGUCUGGCGCAGUGUGUUGCGCCGGUUGUCUACGGUUUGCGCAAAGAGGAACUCCUGGAGCAGCUAGGUCACAGGUUCCCCUUCUGUGCCCGCUACCUUAAGAGGGUCCUCGGCUGGACUGUCCACGUCAACUGGACAAACACGCGGCAAAAAUCACGGGAGCGGACUCUGACAGCCCAGACCAUCAUCUCCCUAGAGGUCUCCCAGGCCCCAGAGGACGAGGAAACAAAGCAAAUGUCAGGAGUUCCCCAUGAGACUGACUCAUGUCAGGAUGAUACUGAACACGCCUGAAGGGGAGAAAACAUCAGGAUCCCUGUGCCAAUGGGAUGUUUGGAUGUAUGGAGUUCUCAGCUCAGACCUUGGAGGAUCUUUGUCACCAUAUCAUGGGAUGAUUUGGGGCUCUAUUUUUGAGCUCACUUCAUCUGUGCAGUGGCAAACAAAAGACAGGGUGGUUUCAAAGAAGGUCAGAGGUACUACUUUUGAACUAUUUAUUUUCUGGCUGGUCCAGAGGAUUGAAGCCUCUACAGCUCAGAAGUUCUCCCCAUUAUGGAUUACAGUGAUUGAGAUGGAGGGUGUACAUACAGCUGCCAGCUGAUGAAUGUCUUUAACCCUGUGGAUGUAUAUGUGUUGAUGCAGGUGAACAUUUCCAGCACCAUUGAAAUCAAGCAAAGCGAUUUCAUACAAGCUUUAAUUAAAUGGACAAGAACACUGACACCAGUUUCCUCACUAAAGAUAAAAUAUUAAUUUAACCAUUAAAACUUUUUAAACAUGA